Messenger RNA from Esox lucius (northern pike), 4693 nucleotides. RefSeq names its product receptor (TNFRSF)-interacting serine-threonine kinase 1, like (gene ripk1l). The coding region runs from base 250 to 2403 and encodes 717 amino acids. Gene Ontology annotation, molecular function: ATP binding; protein binding; JUN kinase kinase kinase activity. NCBI's taxonomy places the organism in Eukaryota, Metazoa, Chordata, Actinopteri, Esociformes, Esocidae. The transcript has 10 exons. Gene Ontology annotation, biological process: signal transduction; protein phosphorylation. The record is from RefSeq and is a predicted model, not a curated record.
CAACUUUUCUAAAUUCGUUGUUAAAGUUAUACAACCUAUCCUAUUGAAGUCAUACGUUUACAUUUUUUUCUGUAUUUAGAUUAAAUGUAUCGCCGCUGGAUCUCAUUAACCUUCUGAUUCUUUCGGUCGGAAAUCAAAUAUUGUAACUUUUAUGUUAUGAUAUUUAUCUACUAUGGAUUAUUAACAAUAUAUACACUGGUCUCUUCCUAGUAAAGAAAAACCCGACGGAGGAAUAGGUAACCAGACACCAUGACUUCUGAGCUGAACUCCAUCAAUAUGAAAUCCGCUGACCUUAUUAAAAAGGAGCCUCUGGACUACGGCGGUUUCGGUACCGUGUACCUUUGCUAUCACAAAACCCUAGGUCAAGUGGUUCUGAAAACCGUCUACACCGGGCCACCGCGCAAUGAUGGCAGUAAGCAAUCACUGCUAGAGGAGGGUAGCCUGAUGAAAAGUUUGAACCACGAGAGGGUGGUCAAGCUCCUGGGAGUGAUCCUGGAGGAUGGGGACUACUCUCUGGUGAUGGAGCUUAUCCCUAAAGGCAAUCUGUUGGCUAUGCUGGACCGGGUCACUGUGCCGAUAUCAAUUAAGGGCAGGAUCAUAUUGGAGAUUCUGGAGGGCAUGGUGUACCUUACGAAGAACCAUGUCAUACACAAAGAUCUUAAACCAGAAAACAUACUGGUGGACAAAGAUUUUCACAUCAAGAUUGCAGACCUGGGCCUGGCCACCUGUCAGAACUGGAGCAGGCUGACUAAGGAGGAGUCUCGAAGGCAGAGCCGGCUGGGGCGGACCGGGGCCUCGGGGGGCAGGGCAGCCGGUACUCUGUGCUACAUGGCUCCAGAGCACCUGGACAGCAUCAACACACGAUCCUCUGAGAAGUCUGACGUCUACAGCUUCGCUAUUGUCGUUUGGGUCAUACUUGCCGGCAGAGAGCCGUAUGAAAAUGCCCGUGGUGAGGACCACAUCUGCCAGUGUGUCCGUAAAGGAGAUCGUCCUGAUGAAGACUUGAUCCCUGAUCACACUCCUUUAGAGAUCAUAGAGCUAAUGAGGAACUGUUGGCAUCAGGAUCCACAACUACGCCCAACAUUUGAAGAGGGCUACAACUUCUUCCUUCCUGUCUACAGACAGAAGUUCGAGUCUGAUGUAGAGAAGGACUCUCAGGGCCUCAGAGAUCUUUAUGAUGGGCCUGAGGAGCUGGUGGAGAAGAUAAAAUGCUUUGUCAUGUCCACUGAGAGCGACAGAGCAGAUCGGCCAGCUCCCUUGGUGAGCUCAGACGGUCAGGGUGUAAAUAUCGAGGCUGAACCGGUGGAGGCCAGCAUUGAUGACCUCCUCUUCAUCCCCUGUGAACCCUCCAUAAUUGAGUCAGAUGCCCGGUGCCUAGUCCCUGCUCUCAGCCCUUCGUGCUUAGACCAAAAACCUUUCCGCCGCCCCUCAGACCUGGAUGUCAAGCUUACCCAAGAGUGGGAGUACCACAAACACGGUAGCUACAGCCGUGUGGACCAGGUUGACUCCAGACCCUGCCCUCACCCGGCCGCCCCGCAGCGCCUCAGCUCACAGGACCCCAACGCUGCCAGAGGCCUCCAGGAAAACAGGCUCUCACAGUGCUUCCCGUCCCCGGCGUCCUCUGUUCUGUCCUGGAGCAAAGCCCUUCCCGUCCAGCCCAGCAGCGUGGAGAUGGAACCCUACCCCUCUCUCACUCACGUAGGCCUGUACGAGGCUGCAGCCGCUCCCUCCGCCGCUACACCCAGACGCCAGCUGUCCAGCCACCUGCCGGAGUCUUCCAGUAGCCCCUCCCAAAUCCAGGGCCUGUCGUCCCCUCAGCUGUUUCCCUUCACCCAGCACGACCACCCCCCGUCCUGGACAGCCUACCCAGUGUCAGAGUCGGCUGCCCCAGACCUCACUGCCGGGCUGCACCUGAACUCAGGUGUCAAGGUUGGACCGUCACAAGAUUCAGGAGGCCUGUUCAUCCAGAAUGCCAGUGGGAUCCAAAUAGGCAGCAACAACACACUGAGCAUCGGGGGGCGUGAGUCUUACAGCAGCUCAAGCAGUUCACUCACCAAUGGGAACAGCCCACAGUCUCUGUUCAAAGAGACCCUGCAGUUUUAUGAGGACCAUGCAGUGACUGAGGAGCACUUUGAACUACUUCGGCAGAACAUCGGGAAGGAGUGGAAGCGCUGCGCCCGGCGCCUGGGCCUGAGCGAGGUGGAGGUGGACACCAUCGACCACGACUACUUUCGCGACGGGCUGCCUGAGAAGGUGCACCAGAUGCUGGAGCUCUGGAGGAUGAAGGAGGGCUGCGUGGGUUGCACCGUGGGCCGGCUCUGCAGAGCCCUGGAAAACUGUAUUAAAGUAGACCUGGUGAAGAAGCUUCUGCACAUGUGCAGGACCACUGCCAACUCUUCAUAGAUACGAUACACAAUCUGUGUUCCCCCACUGACUUUGAACCACUUACUGUGAGGUAAUCUGUUUUGAAUUUUCCUGCCAUAAGAUAUUAGUGUAAUCUCAAAGACACAGUGGCAACCCCAGUUCAAGUUUUGACUUUUAACAUGUUGGAGCGUUCGAACAGUUCUAGUGCCUCAACAUUACAGAGCCAUCACCAAACACUCAACCUCGUAAAAGUCUGCUGGUACCAUUAUAUAUAAUCAACCUAUUUCUAUAUGCGGUCACUGCACAUGGAAAAAGAAUGAGCUAUUGAUUUAAUAUUGCUUAUAAGAUUGCACAGGGAACCCUCUAGCUUGUAUAACAUGGUAGAUUACUAAAUAUGAAUGUUAAACAUAAACAAAUAGGCCCGAAACAUUACAUUGAAUUGCUUUGUAUUUCAAAAAUAUAAAAAACCAAAUAAUUUCUUUUUUAUAUUAAUAACUUAAAACUAAAUGAACCUCAUUUAUUAACUUCCAUGGAAUAAUGGUAAAUUGUCUUUCAAAAUGGUGCAAGUCGUUCCAGUAAAGUGAACUUUAAGAACAAUGAAUAAAAUGAUUUGUAUUGCUUAUGAACAUAGUCAAUGACAUUAUAGAAAUCAGCUCCUAGCCUUUUGAAUCAACCAAAGUCAUUCAAAUGAACAAUUACAUCUAAUUGAUUUGUUAACCUCUGUGUCUGUUCUACUAUAAAUACGUGUUUAUCAUCAGGGCCAGCUUUAACCUUUUUAGGAAGAUGUCAUUUGGGGCCCCCUCCCCUAGCGGUCGGAGCCCCGUAGCAUUCCGGAGACCUAAGCAACCACAUAUGUGGCUCACGCUUAGAACCGGCCCUGUUGCACUGCUUUCAUUGAUGUGACCUGCAUCAAAUUCUCCGUUCUAAAUAUAUUUUUAUAAUGCUGACCUUUUCUUAGCGAACGUAAAAAACUAAAAGCGGUUUGACAAAACACUGAGCUGGAGCACAGAGUAUGAACCCUGCAAGUGACAAUGUGUAGGACUCCUGCUGCCAACUGUUCCAAUGAUAGGGGGUUGGGGUAUUUUUUUAAUGUUUUCAUAUGUGUGUUUGUCUUCACUAGCAAUAUCAAUUACCUGCAUUCAUUACUGCAGCCUGCAUCCAAUUAUCAGUUAUAAACAUUGUAUUCCGCCUGGCUUGAUCUACUUUUCUAUGCGAAGGUAAACAGCCAUGGUUCGGACCAAUCACCCGAAGGACCAUUGUAGAAAUCGCGCUGCAAACCGUUAGACUGAUCAAUACAGUUGAACUAGUCGCUAAAUAGACUUGUUACUCUCUAGUCUGUAAAAAGUCAUACGAAAAGGAAGAAUCGGUCACGAACUGCACAUCACUAGUGACACAUGAGAUUCAGAGAUUUCUUGUGAAAAGGCAGGGUUUGCAACUUCUGCUUCUCUUUAAGCAUAUGGUUGGCCGUAGUGCUAUGGUGAAAAAAAGGUGGAAUAUGAUAAUACAACAUGUAUCAUAUUAGCAGCAUUGUACAGCAUUUAUGUCUGGUUCUUUCCAAACUCUCCACUAAUUUAACACCUCUAAUGAAGAAAUUAAUAUUUCUUGAUUUUAAGAAUCGAUUUCAGAUUGUCCCAACAAGAAUCCCAAUUAAUCAUUUAUUUUUUUACCCAUUCAUUAUUAGAAAGUUAAGAUUAGUUAUCCCCAAAAAACCCAGUCAGUAUAGCUCCGUAAGGUCAGAACAAAGAGACAGCUUUAUUUGUACAACCAGCAGUGACGUGACCAACAUAUUAUUGCGGUUCUCAAGCUAUCCAAUAGAGGUCAGCAGACUGUGUUACUGUAGUAAUCAUGGAGCACAGAUUCUUGGAAAUUCUUUAUCGCAUGAGAAGCAUGUUAAGAAAUAUGCUUCUCAUUUCUUAACAGUUUGGUUUCCCAAGUGUUUGGCAACCAAAACAUGAACUCAUAUUAACAAGAGGCAAUUACCCAUUGGACAGGGAAACUGUUAUCAAUGUUCCUCUGUUAUUAAAACCCCUUUCUCUGGGCUAGUUUAAAUUACAUGUUGUUCUAUGUUUGUGAUAUAGAUCAGCAGUCAAGCUCUGCAGGUCUCUCAGCUGCCUUAAUGUUUGUAUGGACUUAUGGAUGUUUAUGUAAAUGGGAAUUUGUAUCGGUGCAUGUUUUUUUGUUAAAUAUUCCGGUAAUGUGGACAAAUGCAGUUAGUGUGCGUCCGUGCGCACAACAGCACUUCAAUGUUUGUGUGCAUUAAAGUGACCUGUCUCGAGAGCUGAUGUUGGCAUUUUUCACUGCCUUUGUAAAUAAAGUAUGUUCAAGAGAA